Molecule: messenger RNA, 3260 nt
Organism: Diorhabda carinulata
Lineage: Eukaryota; Metazoa; Arthropoda; Insecta; Coleoptera; Chrysomelidae
Product: ATP-dependent DNA helicase pif1-like
Exons: 1
Coding region: 185-1738 (517 amino acids)
Biological process (GO): DNA repair; telomere maintenance
Molecular function (GO): DNA helicase activity
Source: RefSeq, a predicted model, not a curated record
UGCUUGCUGAAGCUGCAUUGAACUGUACAGCAAUACAAAUUCGUCUACUAUUCGCUAUAGUGUUGACUACAUGUUUCCCAGCCCGAGCACAGAUAUUAUGGGAAAAUCACAAAGAUUCAAUGACUGAUGAUUGCAUCAACAUCGUAUACGGUGCCACGAUCUAACCAUAACAUUCAGCGACGAAAUGUACAAUGAAGCAUUGAUUGCUAUUGAGGAUCUUUGCAUUGUCAUUGCCAACUUACCACUUAGUAAUUUCGGUAUGAAUUCGCCAAAUCGAACUGCAUCUGAUUUAAUGAAUACUGAAAUGAAUCGUGAACUGCAGUACAGUACUGUAGAAAUGGCAGCGAUUGUUGCCCGCAAUGUCCCACUAAUGAAUGAGGAACAAAGAACCAUUUAUGAUCGCAUUAUGCUCGCAGUUUCAGCUGGACAAGGUGGGUUCUUCUUUUUGGAUGCACCGGGUGGAACUGGCAAAACAUUCGUUAUUUCGCUAAUUCUUGCUGAAAUACGAUCAAAUAAUGGCAUCGCAUUGGCCGUUGCAUCAUCGGGCAUUGCAGCAACUUUAUUGGAUGGAGGUAGAACAGCUCAUUCAGUAUUUAAGCUGCCACUAAAUAUUCAGAAUAACCCUGACGCAGUAUGCAACAUUAAGAAACAAUCGUCCAUGGCCACUGUGCUGAAACGGUGUAAAAUUAUUAUUUGGGAUGAAUGUACUAUGGCACACAAACAUUCACUUGAGGCGUUGAACAGGACAUUGAAAGAUAUUAAAAACAAUGACAAACUAUUUGGCGGAACUCUGUUGGUCCUUUCAGGUGAUUUCAGACAAACACUUCCAGUCAUUCCACGUUCAACAUACGCUGAUGAUAUCAACGCUUGCUUAAAAUCAUCUCCAUUGUGGCGUAAUGUUGAAAAAUUACAGCUAAAAAUAAAUAUGCGCGUUCAAAUGUUUCAAGAUCUAUCCGCUGAAACAUUUUCAAAACAACUCUUAGAUAUCGGUGAUGGAAAAGUUGCUAUAGAUGAAACUGGAUACGUAAAAUUACCGACCGAUUUCUGCACAAUCGCUGAUUCGCAAGAUACUCUCAUUGAACAAAUAUUUCCCGAUGUACACACACAGUACAUAAAUCAUGAGUGGCUUGCAGAAAGAGCGAUUUUAGCGGCAAAAAAUGUAGACGUUGAUAAUUUAAAUCUGAAGAUACAAAUGUUGUUGCCAGGGAACUUGGUAUCAUAUAAAUCUAUUGAUACAGUUUGCGACGACAGCGAAGCAGUAAAUUUUCCCACAGAGUUUUUGAACUCACUGGAUUUGCCAGGCAUGCCACCGCAUAAUUUACAAUUAAAGGUUGGAUCUCCAAUUAUCUUGCUUCGUAAUUUGAACCCGCCCCGGCUGUGCAACGGUACGCGAUUAGUCAUUCAAAAAUUAAUGAAAAACGUGAUCGAAGCCAGGAUUUUAAAUGGCAAGUUCAGAGGUGAAAAUAUACUCAUACCACGGAUUCCUAUUAUACCUACAGAUGUGCCAAUUCAAUUCAAACGUAUUCAGUUUCCGAUUAGAUUGGCAUUUGCAAUGACUAUCAACAAAUCCCAAGGUCAAACGAUGUCUGUUUGUGGAUUAGAUUUGAGAACACCAUGUUUUUCACACGGACAAUUAUUCGUGGCAUGCUCUCGACUGGGUAAACCAUCCAGUUUGUUUGUGUUAGCUAAAGAUGGACUAACAAAAAAUAUUGUUCACGCUAUGGCAUUAAGAGAUUGAUAUUGUUUAAUAGUGUUACUGUCGUAAUUUUUUAAUUAAUGAUAUAUAAUUUUAAGGAAUAAAUUAUAAUAACUUAAAAAUAAUGUUUGCCUUUUGUUAUUUUUAUAUUCCCUCAUCGUUCACAGCGCUCCAUGCUUAUUUCACGCAUAUACCACAUUCUUACAUACAUACAAUAUACACAUUCUAACAUACAUACAUACUUACAAUAAGUAAGCUAUUUUUUGUCUACACUAGAAAUUACUAGGAAAUUAUUUAUAUGGCAAAACAACGUUUGCCGGGUCAGCUAGUAAACUAUAAAUUGUUCUACGUAUAGAAUCUUGAGUAGCUAUGUCAACUGAUUUCAGUUUUUUUUACAUGUUUUUCGGUUUUCUGAAUGAUCCAAGGCAACUCCUUUCGUGACUACUCGAUAAAAUUUAUUUACUCUAGUUAUUUCAGCAAUUCUUAUUAUGAUUGCAUUAUCAUUUUUUGAACGCUCGAAUAUAUUUAUUCCUGAGGUUGUACAUCUAAAUAUUUAUUAUUAAAUUCAUACCUGCCUUAAAACUCACUACACUGUGCAGUUUCAUUGUCUUCAUUCGCCCAUGGUCUAAAGAACGCACAUAUUUCUAUUUAUUUAAAGAAAUGUAUGAAUUAAAUUAAAAUCACCAAGCCACUCCAAUGCUUAUCGCAGACUUUCUGGCAGGAUUAUUUCGAAGAAAUUGUGUACAUACGGCUUCGGCCAAAAGAAAUGCAUUUAUGUUUACGAUUCGAUGUUUUCAUUGGUAAACAGUGCAGAUGAUGAGUCCACGUGGACUGACGGUUUGUUAGAUAUUUACACCAAAUUUUAUACGGGAAGUGAACAUUAUUUUUGUAUGAGUUUGAGUGCCGUGCGUAUUUAUGAAAUAUUGAUUGUUCUUCGCAUAACUGUCUUUUCCAAUUGAUAUUGGAAGAACUGUACAUAUCUGUGUACGUAAAGGUACAAUUAAUUUGAGGUAUAUAUAAUAAUAUCAAAUAUUUCUUUUCUGCAUCUGUUACCGAAACUAUCGCCCCCUCUAUCUUCUUAACAUCAUUAAACAUUCGGUAGGAAGGCAACCUAAGGUUUUAUUUUGGGAUCGUAGAUUAAUAAUUUAAAUACAUUGUACAAGUAUCUUCCAAGGGGCUCAAACAUACGUUUCUCAUUAUUAUCACAGCUUAUUGUCACCAUAAUGCGAUAAAACACAUCAACGAUUAUAAUUAGUCAUUAAUUGACACUCGCAACUGGAAAAAACAAGAUUUGAUAGGUCAGGUGUGACUGUGUUGGAUUGAGUAUGAUGGUAAAAUAUUUCUGCUAUAAAAAUUCAUUCGUGGUAUAUCUCGAAAAGAUGUCAUUUUUGACAAUAUUAGUCCGCACAGAAAACGGAACAAACAAAAGGGCAAGGACAGGAGAAAAAUGACAGUAAGUAAUAGUUGCAAAUAUAAUAAUGAGAAUAUUAGUAAUACUAAUGAGCAUAGUAAAAACAGAAAUAUCAGAAAUCAAAACAGAAAAUAACAAUGAAUAGCCAACAAA